This is a messenger RNA of Micropterus dolomieu (smallmouth bass), 1671 nucleotides long. RefSeq names its product G2/M phase-specific E3 ubiquitin-protein ligase-like. Lineage: Eukaryota; Metazoa; Chordata; Actinopteri; Centrarchiformes; Centrarchidae. The coding region runs from base 46 to 1098 and encodes 350 amino acids. Gene Ontology annotation, molecular function: ubiquitin-protein transferase activity. The transcript has 6 exons. The record is from RefSeq and is a predicted model, not a curated record. Gene Ontology annotation, cellular component: nucleus.
GAAGAGCCGGUUGCUGUCAAUGUGACGAAUUUUCAACACACAGCAAUGGAGGAGACGGGCAUUACAUUACCUGACAUCGUGGCAAACCUGUCACUUCCUAUUGAUCACAAAAAAGUCAGCCGGUUCAACAUCUCAAGGGCUAACUUUUGGGAUGGGGCAGUCAGAGGUUUCAAGCGUACAACCUAUUCUGAAACCUGUGACAUGCUGGUGAAAUUUACUGAUGAUACUGGUGUUCUGGAAGAGGGAAUUGACAGUGGUGGUCCAAGACGAGAGUUUUUGACUCUACUGAUGAAACACCUAAAAGACCGGCCCAUUUUUGAUGGACCAGAAGGACAUCGGUUCUUGGUCUACAAUGCAAAUGCUGUUAGGGAGGAUGAAUACUACCUGGCAGGAAAGAUGAUUGCUGUGUCAGUUGUGCAUGGAGGUCCAGGGCCCCAUUUCCUGUCGGAAGAUCUUGUACAUUAUCUUGCAGGCCAGCCUUCAUUCAAAGCAACAAAUAGCUUAAUAACUGAUGAAGAAAUAGGGAAAGCUUUGCAAGAGACAGCAGGUUGUCUGAGACAUGUGGCUACUGUGGAAGAAAAGAAAGAAAUCGUGUCAGACUACCUCCAAUGGUAUAUUAUUGACCGCAACUCAUCUGUAAUUGAAAGAUUCAGAGACGGUCUUUCAACCCUGGAGUUUUUGAAUGCACUACAGCAACACCCUACUUUGCUGGCCCCUGUCCUGUACCACUCCGAAAGUCGAAUCACUGCUUCUGAACUUCAGAGACUCUUCAAAACUGACCUCAGUCCUUCGGGGAGUAAUCGAAGACUUAAAGAAAGUCAAACCAUGGCCUACUGGGCAGACUAUCUCCUUGAUUGUGAAGAAGACCAGGCUGCUGUGUCUGUAGAAGAUAUUUUGAUGUUUGCUACUGGGCUGUCCUCACUUCCCCCAUCUGGCUUGGAACCACUGCCACAAAUAGAGUUCCUGGAUGACUCUGUGUUCCCAAUGGCAAAUGCAUGUUCAAACACUUUGAAAUUACCACUCCUAGACUCAUACACUUUGUUUAAGUCACAAAUGGACUUUGGAAUUCAAAAUAGUCCAGGAUUUGGGUGUUUCUAAGCUAUACGAUGGAUGACCCCUAGAGUUAAGACUCUGAAACAGUUGUUGUUUAAGGUGUUCUUUAAAGGGAUAGUUCACCCCAAAAUGAAAAUGCUGUCAGUAAUUACUCUCCCUCAUGUUGUUCCAAAUCCAUAAGAAUUUCGUUCAUCUUCGUAACACAAACUAAGAUAUUUUUGAUUAAAUCUGAGAGCUGGAUCACUCCUCCAUAGGCUUCUAAGGGAUCGAAACUUGCUGGCCCAGAAAAGUUAUAAAAGAUAUAAUUAAAAUAGUCCGAGUGACUACAGUGAUUCAAUCUUAAGUUUAUCAAGCGACGAGAAUACUUUUUGUGCGCAAAAACAAACAAAAAUAACGACUUCAUUCAACUAUUAAUUUCCUUCGCUGUGGGCCUCGAGUGAGUUUGCGUAGUGUAACAGCGCAGCGCUUCUGUUGUACGUCACACGCAUGACCAGCGUGAGCCUACGUGUACAUUUGUACAUUUUGAAAAUGUUUUAGAUCCAUAACUCUCAAAUUGGGAUCCCUUUGUGAAUCACUUGUUUUAGAUAAAGAAACAAGUGUAAUAAAUGCUCAUUACUA